GCGGCGGGAGUAAACACGCGGGUCGAUGGCGGCGGCGAGUAUGUGGACGGCAGAGUAGGGAAAAGUCUCGGCGAAAAAGUGCAAAAAAACUCCGCCUUUCCGCCCCUCCACCAUGGUGUGAGCAGGCCGGGCGGACUCCCCUGGUUCUCUGCUCCCCCCAGCCCCGCGCAAAGCCCCGCCAGACAGCCGCACACACACAAAAACGGGCCAGAUGUAUAAGCAACUCCAAAUGGGCCUGCGUGCUUUUCUUCUGUUAGCUCAGAAGAUAUGGAGUUUUGUGUGUUACGUCCUGCGGAAACAAGCCAGAACGGUCUUGCAGUACCAGCCGGUGAAGUAUGAGGUGCUGCCCCUCUCCCCACUCUCCAGACACCGCCUUAGCCUGGUGAAGCGCAAGGUCCUAGUGCUUGACCUUGACGAGACCCUGAUACACUCGCACCAUGACGGGGUGAUCAGGCAAAUGGUGAAGCCAGGGACGCCGCCAGACUUCGUGCUCAAGGUCACCAUCGACAGGCAUCCCGUCAGGUUCUUCGUACACAAGCGGCCGCACGUUGACUUCUUCCUUGACAUCGUGUCGCAGUGGUACGACCUGGUGGUGUUUACAGCCAGCAUGGAGAUCUAUGGCGCAGCGGUGGCUGACAAGCUGGACGGUGGGCGCGGGAUCCUUCGGCGGAGGUACUACCGCCAGCACUGCACGCUGGACUACGGCAGCUACACCAAGGACCUGGCUGCCAUCUGCCCCGACCUGGCGUCCAUCUUCAUCCUUGAUAAUUCCCCCGGGGCCUACCGACAGUAUCCUGACAACGCGGUGCCCAUCAAGUCCUGGUUCAGCGACCCCUUGGACACCUCCCUGCUGUCCCUGCUGCCUGUGCUGGACGCCCUCAGGUUCACCGCCGACGUGCGCUCCGUCCUCUCUAGGAACCUCCACCUCCACCGCCUAUGGUAGCCUACACUGCCCUGCCCAUGGGUAGCAAGAAGCAGCCACCUGUAAUGGUCUCAUAGGGGGGAAGGGCUACCUCCCACCCCCCAACACUGCCCCUACACCCCCCACCCCCCACCUCACUCAUAUGUUCCCCCUCCCUCACACACCCCAACACUGACACAGCCCCCACCCCCCUCACCUCACAUACAUACUCAUCCCCCCUCCCCCCAACCCCUCAACUUACUCAUUCACUCACUCACUGCCCCACCCCCUUCCCCUUUGUAACAUAGCCCCCCCCCACACUCCCAUCUGCCCCCCUCCCCCUCCUUCCCCCACGGUGGCAGAUGAUGAUUUGUGUACAUAAGAUUUUAGACAUAGGCAUUUUAUGAUGUGUGCGUGUGUACGUAUGUCUGUGCUACGCGUCAGCUGAUAUUGAUGAUGAUGAUGAUGAUAUUUUUGCAUUGAUAGAUGAUUGAUGAUAUAUGACGAUGAUGAUGGCAGUGAUUGUGUUGUUGUUGAUGAUGGUGGUGGUAGUAGCAUUUAUGUGUGUGUGUGUGUGUGUGUGUGUGUGUGUGUGUGUGUGUGUGUGUGUAGCUAACCAGUACCUACAUAUCCCCCCUUCUCUCCUUCCUCCUCCUCCUCUGCUCUCUCUACCACCUCCCUUCUUUCCUUCCUCUCACCUCCUCCUCCUCCUCCUAAUGAUACUAAACCAGAGUGUACUUAAGUCUCUCUCUCUCUCUCUCUCUCUCUCUGUAUAUAUAUAAUUUUUUGCUUUUUUUGGAAUGAAUUAAUAACAAAGUAAUUAGCAAGAGAAAUUAUUAUUAUUAUUAUUAUUAUUAUUAUUAUUAUUAUUUUCAUUAUCAUUAUUAUUAUUGCUAUUAAUAAUAAUUUAAGGUUGUAAAGCUUCUUCCCUACAUAGGUUGUGUGUGUGUGUGUGUUUGUGUGUGUGUGUGUGUGUCUAAGUUGAUGUGAUGCUUUUUUUUUUCUUAGUCUAAUAUCAUCAUUGAUUUUAUUUAUUUUAUUUUUUUUCUAAUUCUCUCUCUCUCUCUCUCUCUCUCUCUCUCUCUCUCUCUCUUUGAUCACUUCCUUUUCCUUUGCUUUCCUUCCUUUCUCCUAUCCUUCCCCCCCCUCCCCCAAUUUUCUCUCCAUCCUUCCUUCCUCAAUUCCUUCCCUCUGUCCGCUCCUUCCUCCCUUCUUUACAUUCCUUUCCUUGUUUAAUCCCUUCCCUUCUUUCCCUAUUUUUUCCCUCCUUAUUUCUUUUCUUCUCUUCUUCCUUUAACUGACAAACUUGAAUCCUGUUGUUGCUGCUCUCAUAAUAAAAUUCAGUUAUCAUUAUAUUAUUAUUAUUAUUACUAUUAUCAUUAUUAUUAUUAUUAUUAUUAUUGUGGUGGUGGUGGUUGCUUGCUUUCGAGAGGGGGCGGGGUGUUGGAGGGUCGGGGGAUAGAGGGUUGAGAGCUCAUUGUACAAAAUAUACUAAAGAAAAAGAGGGAAAAUGAUGCGGAGAUGAUUGGAAGAAGAAAGGAAAGAAAAGAAGAGUAUUAUUACAGUCAUCCCUCAAAUAGUACGGUUUCCAAUAGUUCAGUUUUAUGUGGAUUUUCAUAGAAGAUUUUUUUUAGGGUUUUUGAAUUUCCCAAUGAGCCGGAAAUUUAAAAAUCCUAAUAAAAUAUUCUAUGACAAUCCGUAUAAAACCGAACCGAACUAUUGGAAACCGUACUAUUUGAGGGACGGCUGUAUUAGUUUUGUUUGUUUUAUUAUUUUUUCUGCAAGUUAAAAUCCAGACAAUUGUUUUCUCGUAUUUUUCAUGAAUUUGUUGCAUAUAUUAAUGUCUUGUAUGCAUAUUGAAAUCAAGCCUUUAGUCAUUUAUCUCUUAGCAUCAUCAUUAUUGCCAUUACUAAUACUGUGGUUAUUAGCAUCUUCUCCGAGGUUUGUGUUUAGCCUAGCCUAGAGUAGCAACGCAUCGCUUGAUUUUUUGCCUUUUUCUCCCCUCUACAUUGUGUUUGAAAACAGACGUUGUCCAAAGGAAUGUUCUCAGUACAAAAACCUAAACAACUAUACCAACAUUCACACAUGCAUAUACAUAUUAUUCAUACACACACACACACACACACACAGUUAUAUACAUACAUACAUACUUACAGAACCAAACACAUGCAUUUAUAACACAUUCACGGAUAUAUACCAACACAACAUACAUACAUUUUCACAGACCACACACACACACACACACACCCACACACACACACACACACAACA
Molecule: messenger RNA, 3172 nt
Organism: Eriocheir sinensis (Chinese mitten crab)
Lineage: Eukaryota; Metazoa; Arthropoda; Malacostraca; Decapoda; Varunidae
Gene: Dd
Product: CTD nuclear envelope phosphatase 1 homolog
Exons: 6
Coding region: 212-943 (243 amino acids)
Molecular function (GO): protein serine/threonine phosphatase activity
Source: RefSeq, a predicted model, not a curated record